This is a messenger RNA of Scylla paramamosain (green mud crab), 2109 nucleotides long. RefSeq names its product replication termination factor 2-like. The transcript has 3 exons. NCBI's taxonomy places the organism in Eukaryota, Metazoa, Arthropoda, Malacostraca, Decapoda, Portunidae. Gene Ontology annotation, biological process: mitotic DNA replication termination; site-specific DNA replication termination at RTS1 barrier. Gene Ontology annotation, cellular component: nucleus. The coding region runs from base 207 to 1103 and encodes 298 amino acids. The record is from RefSeq and is a predicted model, not a curated record.
GGUUUGUGUGCGGUGUUGGUAACAGUGUUAGUGGAAGCCAAGACGUCAACAAAGUGUUUGGUGUCGAGUCCUGCAGAAACCUAGUUAUUUAUUGUACAUUUAUAAAAAUCUGAAGCUCCUUUAUAACACAUUGUAAAUUACAGUUUCCAAGAACUUUAAACUAAGAAGAAAAUCUCUGAAAGGCAACACCAUAACACUGGUGAAGGAUGGGAUGUGACGGAGGCACCAUACCCAGGAGGGAUGAGCUGGUGAAGACCAAAAAGAAGCCUGAACAGAAAGACAAAAAUUCAGAGCGCCUUUAUCGCUGGCAGCACUGUGCUGUAUCCCAGGCCCCUCUACAGCCUCCCGUGGUGGCCUGUGAGCUUGGACGCAUGUAUAACAAGGAGGAGGUACUGACACGGCUCCUGGACCGUAGUGCUGAGCCAGCCAUGGCCCACAUUCGAGGCCUUAAGGAUGUAAAGGAGUUGGGUCUCACCCCCAAUCCUUCCCAAGUGCCUGCUGGGCCACUGACAGGAGAUGCUGCCCCAGAACAACUUACUGCUGAGCAUGUGUGUCCUGUCACCGGGCUGGAAAUGAAUGGCCGUCACCGCUUCGCCUUUGUGUGGACCUGUGGGUGUGUCCUCUCAGAACGUGCUCUCCGAGAGGUUCCUACGGAGACCUGUCACCGCUGUGGUGCCCCCUUCCAAGAAAAGGAUGUGGUGACUCUCAACCCUCCAGAAGAUGAACUGGAGGUUGUGAAGGCUGCCAUGAAUGCUCGCCGUGCUGCUGCCAAAGCUGCAAAGAAGGCCAAGAAGGAGGGCAAAAGGGCAGCUGAUGAAGAGGAACCACAAGGAACUAGUGGUAGCAAACCCAAGAAGGCUGCCAAGCACAGCGAAGGUGCUGCAGGUAUUAGUGGUGAAUCUUCAUCCAGCCGGCUGCGUGUGAAUGGCAUGGCAUCAGCAGUCCUCAGGGACAAGGCAUUUGACAAGGUGCGCUCAGCAGGCUUUAGUGUGGCUUCAGAUCCCAAGGCUUCUGAGGCAUACAAGAGUCUCUUUGAUACACACAAGACAGCUCUCAAAAAGCCAAGUGCCCAUUGGGUUACUUGUAAUCCCCAGUACUUCUAGUCUUUCAGUCCUGCCUACCUCAUCUCACUUCAUUAUUUCUUCCAACAUAUCUCUAUCUUGGCUCUAUGUUUAAUCAUGCUGCCUAUUUCCAUAGAUCAUAAAUGUAUUGUUACAUGUCAUUUGUCUUUUCCUUUUCUUAUCCUUCAUCCAUCCUCCACUGUCCUGUCUACCUCUCUUCUUUGACCUUUAUUACUUUAUUGCUUUUGAGAAUAAUCUCUCAAGUAUGUUUACUUUGGGAACAGUAUUGAGCAUAUAAAAGGAAACCAAAGAUCCAAGAAAAUAAUUGAUGUGACUGUACUUUGAAUUGUGACUGUACUUUGAAUACAGUGGUGUGUUGCUACAUUUAGGAUGAGCUGUUUGCAUUUUUAUAUCUUAAGGAAAAAAAAAAUUCAAAAGAGCAAAAUGGCUUUGUAAUACUGUAGCAUUAUUUCUAUCCUUUGCAACCUAUGUAAUGGUAAUUCCUUUUCAAUUUCAAACCUGUUUUCCUUCCUCUUAACAUUUUUUCUCAUUAAGGUAGACUCAGAUUUUCCAUUUCUCCAUUCUUUGCUGCUUUUACUGGCCUUCUAAAUUUCAUGCCCUUAUCCCAUCUGAUCUUCCUUAAGAUAAUUCAUGUUCACUUGAAGGAUCAUAUUUAAUUUGUAAAUAAAUAUGUAUUUGUCAGAGUAGACUAGACUGUGACAGACUAGUAUACCAUAUUUUUAUGCAGACAUUUUUUUUUUUUUACAAGGUUGAUUUGUUAUUCCUGCAGAUGAAAUAUUUACCUCUUUAGUAUAUUCAUUCCAUUCCCUGGGGUAAUUAAAACACCUUGGUAAUAGUUAUAUACCUAUUCUUUUUAAAAUCAGUCAAAAUAUUUAGAGUGCAGGAGGUGAUGUGUGAGAGGUUUAAGUUGAAGGCAGGCUUGGUAGAUCACAUACAUCAUAUACAUGAGAUCCACUUUACAUGUUGAAGAUAUAUUAGAAAAGUUUUUGGCACAACUUUAUGAAUGAAAUAAAAGGUAUGAAAUUUC